AUGAUGUUCGAAUAUGAAGAAGAAGAAGACCCAAUGGAAUGCGGCGAACAACAACAACAACAACAGCCGAUUCUACAAUUUCAGCAUCAUUCAACGGAUGGAUCUGGCAGCCCACAAGACAAUCCAUUCCGUUUCUCGAAUAACGGUAAACGCGCAACCUCAAUGAUCGUGACGUCGUCGUCGGAAGACCUUGCUGGUUACCAUCAAAAGCAUCUUCUCGACUCGCCAACCGCUGUUCAGCGCUCUUUGGUGCUGAACGCGACGUCGACGCUUAACAUCGAUUGUGAACUAUCGGAUGAUGAUUUGAGCCCGGUGACUCAACGCAAGCUGUGCAUUUGUGCGAGUCUCAAUCCAAAAGAAACCCAAGAAGCUGGACUUCGACAAGCCAAAUCAUCACUGAAUGUUUCGUUCCCAUAUCAUACUCAUCAAAUCACCGAGGAUUACACCAUCUCGGCGGAGAUCAUCGGAAUCGGCGAGUCCGGAAAAGUCAUGGCGUGCUAUAAGAAGGCGACCGGCGAGAAGUUCGCGCUCAAAGUGCUCCGCGACGGGCCGAAAGCUCGCCGCGAGGUUGACCUUCAUUGGCUCACAUGCAAUCAUGAGAAUGUGGUGACGAUUCACGAUAUUUAUGAGAACACGUUCGACAAUGUCAAAUGCCUUCUGAUGGUCGUCGAGUUCCUCGAAGGCGGCGAUCUUUUGAGUCAAUUUGAAAGUCAGGGCAGCAAACCCUACACGGAAAAGAAAGUCGGCGAGAUCAUCCGACAAAUUGGAAGCGCUGUGAUGUACCUCCACGACAUGAAUAUCGCGCAUCGCGACAUCAAACUUGAGAACAUCUUGUGCAGCAGUACGGGUCCUGAUUGUGUUUAUAAGCUUGGCGAUUACGGGUUUGCGAAGCGUCCCGAACGCAACGUGCUUAUGGAGUCGCCAUGCUGCACGCCAUUCUACGCACCACCGGAGGUACUCGGACGUGAGCGCUAUGAUAAAUCUUGUGACAUGUGGUCGUUGGGAGUGGCUAUGUAUAUAUUGCUCUGCGGGUACCCGCCAUUCUACUCGAUGAAGGGUGCCGCGUUGUCUCCGGGUAUGCGAUCGCGUAUUGCCAAAGGUUACUACGCGUUUCCGCACGAGGAGUGGGACGUUGUUUCGCAAGAAACUAAAGAUGACAUUCGCUGCCUGUUGCGUACGAAUCCUAGCGAUCGGAUGACGAUCCAUGAGCUGAUGGCGACACCGCUCGUCACUGGACAAAGGCCGGAAACUCGCCGCAAAGUCACUCACGCUGUCGAUAUUCGCGGAACACAUAGCGACGAGGAUGAGGAGUUCCGAUUCGCGAGUGAUGAAGAUGUGGUGCCGGAAGAGCUUCCGGUGCCGAAAAGUGUUCGCUUCUUGCGCGAAGGUGUCAAAGCACCGAGAUUGCACAGUAUUCAGGAAGAAGUCGGUCGCGCUUUGGAGAUCAUGCGCAUGGGACACGACACCGUCUACGUCAAGGAUCCGGCAGCAUCGUGCAACAAUCUUUUUGCGCGCCGUCGCACUGCUCACCUCAGUAUUCCACGAGUUCAAUGCUAA
This is a messenger RNA of Caenorhabditis bovis, 1557 nucleotides long. The record is from the annotation of a GenBank genome assembly. Lineage: Eukaryota; Metazoa; Nematoda; Chromadorea; Rhabditida; Rhabditidae.